Necator americanus (New World hookworm) is the source of this 534-nucleotide messenger RNA. RefSeq lists its product as uncharacterized. Lineage: Eukaryota; Metazoa; Nematoda; Chromadorea; Rhabditida; Ancylostomatidae. The coding region runs from base 1 to 534 and encodes 177 amino acids. The record is from RefSeq and is a predicted model, not a curated record. Gene Ontology annotation, cellular component: condensed chromosome; site of double-strand break; nucleus. Gene Ontology annotation, molecular function: single-stranded DNA binding; DNA topoisomerase binding; histone H3K4 methyltransferase activity. Gene Ontology annotation, biological process: mitotic DNA integrity checkpoint signaling; double-strand break repair via nonhomologous end joining; DNA double-strand break processing. The transcript has a single exon.
AUGGAAGGUCAGGUGGAGAAAAAUGAGCGUUUUCGACGUCUCCUUCUUUUUGCUUUUAAUCAAGGUUCUAACGCCACAAGAGCUGCUCGCGACAUUUGUGCUGUGUAUGGAGAUGGUGCCACAGCUGACAGAAUCGCUCGUGACUGGUGUGCCAAGUUCAAAAAUGGAACAUUUGACCUCAGGGACGCACCUUCUGGCCGUCCAGCUGAGUUGGAUGAAGAACGACUAGAACAACUUUUACACGAAAAUUCGCGUCAGACGACGACGGAACUGGCUGAGAAAAUGCUCUCACACUGCCAUGGAAAAACAUCUUCAUUCGCUGGGAAAGGUUCAAAGCUGCUGAUUUUUGUUGUCGACAUUGAAGCAUGGGUUCUGCAUGCUUCAGUGUCGACAACAAAAAUCAACGAGCCACAAUCUUCGCUGGUUUGCUUGCUCGUCACCGCGCAACCCAUGGACACAAGCAACGAAUUCUUUAUCGAAUCGUUACUGGUGAGCAGCUCUUGUGGCGUUAGAACCUCGAUUAAAAGUAAAUAG